UUUUCUUCAUAUUAUUAAAAGCACAUCUUUCCCUUUACUGGACAGAUGUGAAGGACAUGCACAUGUAUCGAAACUAUCUUUAACACAAUAUUACAUUCUGUACAUCAGAGUGAGUCAGGUUUAUGUUAAAUGCAAUUAAUAUCCAGAUGCUUUCGAGUUUUACACGUCUGUUUCUGAGCAAUAUGAACAAAGAAGCAAGAAAAAAAAAAGUCACUUCAUUUCCCAGCAUGCUCCGGGGCAGGGCAUGCCUGUGAUGUCACAAUAAGUAUAUAUACGGCUUCAGGGAAGAAUUUCUUCCUCCAUUGUUACAUUGUAACAAACGGGGCCGGGGCGACAGCGAAACGGGGAGAAACGCGUCUUCUCGUUACAACAUUUGCAACAUUUUGACACCAAUCUUAAGAGAAAAAAAAGCAACCACAUUCCGCGUUAAUGCGAGACAACAGCGAAAUAAGCACCGCCGACUGAACCCGCCCCGGCGAGAAAAGAAGGAUAAACGAACACAGAUGUCAGCGGAUUUCUCCAUCGCAAGCUAAUUUCUUUUUUUUUUACAUCAGGAAGAUAAGACAUUCGGCUCAUUUACGUUAUUCACGUUGCACCGAAAAUGUUGGGAAGUGAAUCGCAUAUGACGUUCCCCUCUUUCUUCAGUCUGUCCUUUAAAUAGAUAGGCAUGCAACAUUUACAUAAAGCACGCAGGUCUAACAGACAGCCCCUGCUUUCUCUCUCCGCGACAUAUCAGUGUGCAGAACAAUGAGCAUGGAGCCCAAGUAGCCUAAUUUAGUCCGAUUUAAGGGUUGCACAUUGACAGUCACGCAAGCUUUCGGCCAGAUUAUUUUGGGUAACCGUUGCACCACGGUUGCAGUCUGGAUACUCGGUUUUGACACCAAAAAAAAAAAAGCAGCUCAUAGGGCGUUGAAAGAUUGAUGUGCAGCUAACAUUGGAAAAGGGAAACUACCUACGAGUUGGUUGGAAUAAGGGUCCCUGUUUCUGCCCCAGACACCAAGUUUCCAUGGAGGCAGGUUCGUCCCUCAGCCUCAAACGAAGAUAUGAAGAGGUGGACCACAGCUCUCCAUUCUCCACACCGAAAGACUCCGACGAUGACAUCUCCAGCAGCGACAGCGCUGAUAGCUGCGACAGCCUCAACCCCCCUUCCAGCACUGCAUUUACCCGUAAGGAACAGCAGGAGACAAACGUUAAAGCCACCUCCAUCCUCAGACAGCACAAGCCGUCACCGGGGGGGAAACGGGUACGUUUUGAUGUGGUGACGGUGUAUUACUUCCCCCGGCGGCAGGGAUUCACCAGCGUGCCCAGCCAAGGGGGCAGCUCUCUGGGCAUGGCCCGUCACCACUCCUCCAUCAGGCACUACACGCUGGGCGAGUUCGCCCGCGAACAGGAAACAAGCCACCGGCACACGUUACGCCAGCACCUGCGCCAAGAGAAGCUCAACGCCCGCAAGAUGAAGCUGACGAGGAACGGCACGGUGGAGUGCGCUCAGGCAGACCUGCUGACUCUGGAGGACGUAUCGGACGAGGACCUCGACGUGGACGGGGUGGAGGUGGACGACUGUUUCUUCCUUCAGCCGCUGCCCACAAAGCGCCGCCGAGCCCUCCUGCGGGCCUCCGGCAUCGCCCGCAUAGACGCCCGGGAGAAAGCUGAGCUCAGAACCAUCCGCCUCUCGCGGGAGGAAUGCGGCUGCGACUGCCGCUUGUACUGCGACCCUCGCCACUGUGGCUGCAGCCAGGCUGGCAUUAAGUGCCAGGUGGAUCGAAUGUCAUUCCCGUGUGGCUGCUCUCGGGAUGGCUGCGGCAACGUAGCGGGCCGCAUCGAGUUCAACCCUCUACGUGUCAGAACUCACUACCUGCACACCAUCAUGAAGCUGGACCUGGAGAAAAGGAGGAUGCUGAUACAAGGUACAGGGGACCAGUACACUGAAUCUGACCAGAUGUCCUCCCCCUCCUCCACUUGCCCCACUUCUCCGGCCCUGUCCUCGGCCGCUGGCCUGGACUCUGAGCUGGAGGAGAGCGAGGUGCAGACAGUGGUGGAGGUUCAGGAUCUCCUGGCAGAGCAGGACAUUCUGGAGCGGGAAAACGAGACAGCCGUAUUGCACCUGCAGAGCGCGGAGGAGCAGGAGAGGAGGGAGAGGGAGGAGGCUGCGGGGGAGACAGUGCAGCAGGAGCUGGGCGCUGGAGGGCUCGCGGAGCAGCGUCUCUGCCUCCUGCCUGGUGCUUUGGGAGGGGAGCUGCCCGAGCAGGCGGAGGUGCCGGGUGUGGAGCAGGUCCUCCUGCAGGGGCCGUUCCCCACGGGGGCCACGGUCCUCUGCAUCACUGACAACCAGGAGGAGAGUCCCUCUGACCUCCUCAAAGACUCCACGUCUCUGCUCUACUAUCAGCUCAGUCCCAUAGAGCCUGGAGACUUUGAGACCCCGCCCAGAGAUUCAGGAGGAGACAACCGGAAACAAGGAGGAGGAGAGGAGGAGUCAAAGCAUGAUAAGCCUGAAGAGAUCAACUGCAGGCAGAGUUUAGGCAAGUCUGUGACCAAUGUGAUUCUGUGCUCGGAGGAAUGCAUGGCAGCAGUGGAGGAGAGGCCCUCGAGUCCCCAGCAGAGCCUCCCCGAAAUGCAGUGCCAGCGGGAGUCGUGCUUGGAGGGAGAAGUAAAUCCACCGCCUCCUGAAGUUUAGUUCUAGCUUCUCUGCAGAUAUUUUGCACAAUAGCUUCAUCUAAGAUGAAAAAAAAAAAAAAAAAUACAUGUUUCACAUUUAUUACUGCUAUCAUCAAGAAUUAUUACAGGUUGCAAUCUCUUGUAGUGACUGUCAUUGGAUUAUGUGGAGCAUGAGGGAAGGGGGGAUGCUGAAAGCACAUACAGAUCACUCCCCAGAAGUAAUAUGGAUGCAGUUACAAGGCAACAGUGAACAUAAUUCUGUUGGAGGGUGAUGGAUGCGGCCUUAAUGGAAAAAAACAACAUGAAAACACUUGUGUGUAGGAGUCAUUUGUCGAUGAGAAAGUACAGCAAGUAGGGCUUUGUUAAUUUCCAACGUAGCGAACAGAAAAACACAAUGUAUGAAUGCUGACAUAAGCCUUUUGUUUGAUGAUGUAUAACACUAUCAACACUAAACACUUACUUUUUUUGCAGCACGCAAGAAGCUGGUAAAUUCAGGGCUCGACAGUUAAGGGUCGCCAGGUUGCAUUUGGCGGCCAUUUUGAGAAAUUUGAAACCAAUUCUUAACCUGUAAAAAAUAAGGAUAACAAACAGCCAAACGUGCACCCACGAAUACACAUUUGUUAAUAAUAUUUGUUGAAUUUGUGAUAUUCAAAUAUUGCUGUUACAGUCAGAACCACUUUGCAAGUGCACAGUCAUCUCUUUAAGAGACGAUGAUUGACUGUGAAAAGUCUGACGAACCCAUCGACAUCACUAAUGAGUUACUGAUAAAGAACCAGGCGAAGUAUCCCAGCAUCUUUGAGCUGGACCGAGAAUUAUGCUGCAAAGCAUGAAGUCCUCUAACUCACAAACAUACUGAGGUGGAGGCUGUGAGAGCUGGCGCAGCCAUUGGUGAGCCGAUGAACCGCCAUUCGCUAGAUUUUCAUUAUUAAGCUGACGUGUAACUUCAUCGUAUCUUCUACUCAAAAUAUCAAAUAUGGUAACCAUAUUUCCAGUUUCGGUAACCAAAAGCUGCUUUCACAGUUAAGUGUUGAGCCCUGUAAUUCAGAAACCUACUGGCUCACUUUCCACUGUGGCAAACAUGUGCCAUCAAGCCAAAUGAAGGCCUCCGAUAGGAUCAUCUGUUGAAAAUAGACCUAAUAAUCCUGGAAAUACUUGUUUUUGUGUACUGUAUAUGUGUUUGCAAUGUGCAAGACAGAGCCGAGGUUGCUGCUUUUUUUUUUUUUCUAUCUGCACGCACAUUGUGAACUGAGGGCCGCGGGUGUUGUGGCUCUGCUGUAAUGAAGGUAAACCAACACAGAGCGGCAGACUAACACUGGCCUUAGUUGUUGCUCUUGCUCACCUCGGGCUGCUUGUGCAAAUGCAGUCGAUAUCUGUCAAAAACCUAGUUUACCUGUAGUUACAAUGCCUAUGAUAUAACUUAUCAUUUCUUUGAGUAACAUGUCUUUUGUGGAUUAGAUACUGUCGGUUUGAAGUCCUCACAGUCUUUAUCUUUGAGUGAAAAGAAACCUCUUUCACAGGCUACUGCUACACUGUAAAACCAUGUGUAUAUACAUGUUGUGAUGAAAUGCCAGAAUAGAUCUUCCAAGUCCUCUCCUUUUUUAAUAAGUUAUACUGUAAGGAAGAGAUGAAUCAAGUCAAAGUCAAAAGAAAAUAGCAUUUAAAGAGUCAAAGAAAGUAAUUAUACAAAAUGAUGUGAUGUUGCUAAUUUAUGAAAACAACCUGCAUUUGUAUAUUUUAUGUUUAACCUGUACAGUGUGUGUGUACUUUACAUUAGUGUGUCUUAAGUGAGAGAGAAAGUU
Molecule: messenger RNA, 4454 nt
Organism: Anarrhichthys ocellatus (wolf-eel)
Lineage: Eukaryota; Metazoa; Chordata; Actinopteri; Perciformes; Anarhichadidae
Gene: csrnp2
Product: cysteine-serine-rich nuclear protein 2
Exons: 5
Coding region: 1007-2674 (555 amino acids)
Biological process (GO): regulation of transcription by RNA polymerase II
Cellular component (GO): nucleus
Molecular function (GO): sequence-specific DNA binding; DNA-binding transcription factor activity, RNA polymerase II-specific
Source: RefSeq, a predicted model, not a curated record